Messenger RNA from Cervus elaphus (red deer), 3048 nucleotides. It is a transcript of the gene DAPK3, whose product is annotated as death associated protein kinase 3. Gene Ontology annotation, biological process: intracellular signal transduction; protein phosphorylation; positive regulation of apoptotic process. Lineage: Eukaryota; Metazoa; Chordata; Mammalia; Artiodactyla; Cervidae. The coding region runs from base 251 to 1615 and encodes 454 amino acids. The record is from RefSeq and is a predicted model, not a curated record. Gene Ontology annotation, cellular component: nucleus; cytoplasm. The transcript has 9 exons. Gene Ontology annotation, molecular function: ATP binding; protein serine/threonine kinase activity.
UUCACGAGCGGUGUGUGUGCUGACCAAUGGGCAGUGGGAUCCACCUCUCGGGGGCGGGCUCUGGCGGGCGCGGUGACGACGCAAAGGUCUGCGCGUCGCGGCGGCCGAGGCGGCGGUGCCUGAGGACGCGGCGCCCGCCAGCGCGGCUGAGGGACAGAGUCACUGCGAGAGGACUCCGUGAGAUACUAUUCCCGGACCACUGACCAGGUUUGUACUGGAGUGGAAGACGCUGGAAGGCAGACCGACCACCAUGUCAACAUUCAGGCAGGAGGAUGUGGAAGACCACUAUGAGAUGGGAGAGGAGCUGGGAAGUGGACAGUUUGCGAUUGUGCGGAAAUGCCGGCAGAAGGGCACCGGGAAGGAGUAUGCAGCCAAGUUCAUCAAGAAGCGCCGCCUGUCAUCUAGCCGCCGGGGAGUGAGCCGAGAGGAGAUCGAGCGGGAGGUGAACAUCCUGCGGGAGAUCCGGCACCCCAACAUCAUCACACUUCACGACAUCUUUGAGAACAGGACGGAUGUGGUGCUCAUCCUUGAGCUGGUCUCAGGCGGCGAGCUCUUCGACUUCCUGGCCGAGAAGGAGUCGCUGACCGAGGACGAGGCCACCCAGUUCCUCAAGCAGAUCCUGGACGGUGUCCACUAUCUGCACUCUAAGCGCAUUGCCCACUUUGACCUCAAGCCAGAAAACAUCAUGCUCCUGGACAAGAAUGUGCCCAAUCCACGGAUCAAGCUCAUUGACUUCGGCAUUGCCCACAAGAUCGAGGCAGGGAACGAGUUCAAGAACAUCUUUGGGACCCCAGAGUUUGUGGCUCCUGAAAUCGUCAACUAUGAGCCCCUGGGUCUGGAGGCAGACAUGUGGAGCAUUGGCGUCAUCACCUAUAUCCUCCUGAGUGGCGCGUCCCCGUUCCUGGGUGAAACCAAGCAGGAGACCUUGACCAACAUCUCGGCUGUGAACUACGACUUUGACGAGGAGUACUUCAGCAACACCAGCGAGCUGGCCAAGGACUUCAUCCGCCGGCUACUUGUUAAAGACCCCAAGAGGAGAAUGACCAUCGCCCAGAGCCUGGAGCAUUCCUGGAUCAAGGCCAUCCGGCGGCGGAAUGUGCGGCGGGAGGACAGCGGCCGGAAGCCAGAGCGGCGGCGCCUGAAGACGGCACGCCUCAAGGAAUACACCAUCAAGUCGCACUCGAGCAUGCCCCCCAACAACACCUACAUCAACUUCGAGCGCUUCUCCAAGGUGCUGGAGGAGGUGGCGGCGGCUGAGGAGGGCCUGCGCGGGCUGGAGCACAGCCGGCGCCUGUUCCAUGAGGACCUAGAGGCGCUGACAGCCAUCUACGAGGAGAAGGAGGCCUGGUACCGUGAGGAGAACGAGAGCCUAGGCCAGGACCUGCGGCGGCUGCGCCAGGAGCUGCACAAGACGGAGGCGCUACAGCGGCAGGCACAGGAGGAGGCCAAGGGUGCCCUGCUCGGGGCCAGUGGGCUCAAGCGCCGCUUUAGCCGCCUGGAGAACCGCUACGAGGCACUGGCCAAGCAAGUGGCCUCCGAGAUGCGGUUCGUGCAGGAUCUGGUGCGCGCCAUGGAGCAGGAGAAGCUGCAGGAGGGGGAGUGCAGCCUCCGCUAGGGCCGCCCAGGAUGCGGCAUCCUCGGCCCUGGGAGGCCCUGUCACCCCGAUGUGGCCCAGGAGCUGGAGGCAGGAUGUACUCCAUGGGGCCCUGGAAUCCAUGGCCUAGGGAGGGCUUGGCCCGGCUUUGCCCCAGAGGAGGUGGCUGGUCUUGGCCUUCUCUGCACCGCCCGAGUGCCCCCAGCCCAGCCCCUUCCUCCCUCUUGCAGCUUCACUCUGGGGGCAUCCAUGGCAACAUCAGCUCAGGACCUCUGGGAGGGGGCAGCACAUCCAUGAUGGAACUGGCCAUGGUGGACACACAUGCCUCACACCUGCCCAGGGUUGGGCUGGCAGCCUUCAUGUUCGGAGCCUGGUCAGCAGCCUCAGGCUGUCCAUGUGGUCCAAGUGUGUGGAAUCUGGUGUGGGGGCAUGGGGGGUGUCUGUGAAUGGCAUGGGGCUCAGAACUGAGGGGGAGCCUCUGCUCGACACCCUGGCUCCUCCACUCUGGAGAAGAGAAGCUACUCCUCCAGAGUCAGUGGUGGAAGGGCCUCUGAUCCAGCUCUCCAGAUCCUCCAGCCCCUCUUGGUGCCCCCAGCCCUUGAGGAGAUGUCAGUCUGGGGGUUGUAUUGGGGGUGGUGGUGGUGGGCACAGGGCCUGGGUGCAGUAAAGGAAGUAUCUACAAGGCCGAAUCUCCACUUCUUGCCGAGGCGGGCCUCCCGUGGGGAAGGGGGUGAAGAGCCUUGGGACCUCCCCUUCUCUCCAGUUCCCUGACAACGCUUAGAGCCUUCAGCAGGGUCCCAACCCCGCCUCAUCCCCAGCCCCACCCCAUCAUACUCCCUUCGCCAGUGCUGCCUUUGCACCAGCAGCUCUCUAGUGGGCACCCUGGAGUAACUGCUCGGGGCCUUGUUUCCAGCAUCGCCUGCCUGGGGAGCCCCAGGGUCCCUUCAGCCUGCCCCACCUUGCUGUGCUCCGUGCAGCUGCUGGAGAAGGCGCCCUUAAGUCGUCUCCGUGGCAGUGCUGCUCUGUGCCACUAGGUGCUGCCCUGCAGCGCGGUUCAGAGAAUGUGCCCUAAGAACCAGGCUUCAGCAAAACCUGGGUCCCCAGCUGUGGCCAUGCUGAGCUCCCGUGGAGCUCCCUGCUGCCAUUGUGUUAAUCCAGGGGCCCUUACGCAGCCCCCCGCCCUUAGUCCGAGAGGAGUCCUCACAACAGAGGCCAGCCAAGGACACAUGCAGGGAGGAGUGGGUGAGAAGGUGGGUGGCACUCCAGCCGUGGCCCCGGUGGGGCUCAGACCACAAGACCUGUGGGGCCGAGGAGGGCAUUGGAGCCUGGCUGUGGGGCUGGCAUAAAGGGGCGGGGCGGGCCCACUGUGUGCCUCUCACAGGCACCAUUGUGUGACACGCCUCUGAGCAUGUGCCUGCUGCCAGCCUUAAGGAAAUAAAACCCGCUUCCCUGGU